AUUUUCUUCACCCAAAACAUCGAGUUUCACGGAUUUUAAAACCACGGAAAUUUUAUCGUUUCCGAGAACGGCCCAAAACAACUUACUACCAUUGCCAUUGCUGGUGUGGCUUCGCGAAUUUUGUGUGAUCAAAGGAGUCAACUGUUCGAGAGAUUCAAAUUUAAUGAACUUUAGUGGAUCCGACCGGCCGUCUUCAAAUAACCCGAUUUCAGAAGGGGAGCUCAUUUCCAUUUUAUACCUAGUGGUAUCACAAAUUCGCACUGAACAAUUGGAAGUCGGUCCCUCGUUGAUGCGAGGGAAAUCUUUACCACGAACCGAAACCGUUAUGACGAAUUUAACGAAAUUGCGCGAUACACAUGUACGGCUGUAUGUAAAUGCGAAGUUUGGGGUGCAUAUUUGCUUACACAGGGGUGCCUUCGCAUAUUCAGAACAAGACAUUGUAUACAUGGCAGAACAAUUGAGUUGCUGUCGAGGUAUGCACCCUGGUAAAAAUCGAAAGUCAAGGGGAGUGUUUCACAUUCAAGUCAUAUUUCAAGGCCUUAAGAAGUCAUUCUGGGCAGCUUAUAUAUCUGACCUGGUCCAGAGGAAAAAAAAUACGAGCCAGGGGAAUGUCAAGGCUUGCGGAUAUGUUUGUGUGCCCGGCAU
Acaulospora morrowiae is the source of this 645-nucleotide messenger RNA. NCBI's taxonomy places the organism in Eukaryota, Fungi, Glomeromycota, Glomeromycetes, Diversisporales, Acaulosporaceae. The record is from the annotation of a GenBank genome assembly.